AUGGCACCUCCUUUGCAGUUCGCCUACCGAACCCAGAAGACCAUUGGCGUCUUUGACGCCGCUCCGGUCUACGAGCCCCUUUCUGGGUUCACCAAGCCCGAGGGAAACCUGCGGUGCUGUGCCUACUCGCCUUGUGGCCGCUACUUUGGCUGGGCAACGCCCGAGGCCGUCAGCGUGGUUGACACCGCCAGCGGCCAGCCGGCCCUGAAUCUGCCCAUCGCCAACGUCUACGAGCUCGGCUUCUCGCCCCUGGGCACCUUUCUCAUCACCUGGGAGCGGCCGGCCAAGGACGAGGCCGGCGAUGCCACAAAGAACCUCAAGGUCUGGCGCACCGUGGAGGAGGGCGUUGAUGCCUCCGCCAAGCAGCCUGUAGGCCAGUUUGUCCAGAAGCAGCAGGGCAACUGGAACCUGCAGUACACUGCCGACGAAGCCUACUGCGCCCGUCUCGUCACCAACGAAGUGCAAUUCUUCCAGAACCACGACCUCGUCACAGUUUGGAACAAGCUGCGUGUCGAGGGAGUCACCAAUUUCGCCCUGGCCCCCGGUGCUCAACACGCCGUGGCUGUCUUUGUCCCUGAGCGCAAGGGAGCACCCGCCGCCGUCAAGGUCUUCAACGUACCCGCAUUCCAGAACCCUAUUUCUCAAAAGACCUUUUUCAAGGGAGACAAAGUGCAGCUGAAGUGGAACAAGCGCGGAUCCAGCCUUUUGGUCUUGGCUCAGACUGACGUGGAUCGAUCUGGCAAGAGCUACUACGGAGAGACGACGCUGUAUCUGCUGAGCACUAACGGCUCUUUGGAUGCUCGCGUGACUCUGGAUAAGGAGGGUCCCAUCCACGACGUCUCGUGGUCGCCUUCGUCUCGACAGUUUGGCGUGGUAUAUGGUUACAUGCCUGCCAAGACGACCAUUUUCAACGAUCGCGGCGUCGCGGUGCACUCGUUCCCCCUUGGACCUCGCAACACCAUCACCUUCUCGCCUACCGGCCGAUUCGUCCUCGUUGCUGGUUUCGGCAAUCUUGCUGGUCAGAUUGACGUGUAUGAUCUGGAAAAGGACAACCGGAAGAUCUGCACCAUCGAGAGUGGUAACCCCAGUGUGUGCGAGUGGAGCCCUGACAGCCGCUACAUCAUGACGGCCACGACUUCUCCUCGUCUGCGUGUUGACAACGGUGUCAAGCUGUGGCACGUCACCGGUGGACUCAUGUACAACGAAGAUAUGGUCGAGCUGUACAGCGUUCUGUGGCGACCUGCUACCGGAGAGAACAUCGAGGGCGGCGACCCGCUCACCCCUGUUCCUGUUGCGCACGCGUCGGCGGCGACGUUCCUCAGCAAUGUCAAGGCUCCGAGCAAGCCUGCCGGAGCCUACCGACCGCCCGGCGCUCGCGGACUGGCGACGCCCCUUCACUUCAAGCGCGAAGAUGAGGGUGGGGCUGCUCACUUCGUCAGCAAUGGAACCCAAAAUGUGAACGCCAACGGUUUUGGCAGACCCAGACGUGCCGUUCCUGGCGCUGAGCUGGCUGACACCCCAGCCGUCAGGACUGUGCCUGGGGCAGAGCCUGCCGAGGAUGGCGCCGCUAAGAAGAACAAGAAGAAGCGCAGCAAGAAGAACAACCAAGGCGAUGGUAAGCUAGAGCCCGAACCUAACGGAGGAGCCAGCCUUGCCCCGCCGCCUCAGGACCAUGAGGGCCGCAGCCCGGAUAGGCGUGGAGUUGCUGGCGGCAACCAGAACGGCCGCGGAUUCAGGAGCCGCUCUCGAAACAACACGGGACCUCGUAGCCGAAGCAACACCCACCAGAGUCCCCGAGGACAGAAUGGAAACCAAAACGGCCAGAAUGGACACCACCAGUCCGGACCUCCUCCCAAUGCUCCCACCGAACCCGCGGGAUCACAGAACCCCAACGCCAAGAAGAUUCGCAGUCUUCAGAAGAAGGUCAGGGCUAUUGAGGACCUGGAGAUGCGCCUUGCCGGUGGUGAGAAGCUUGAGGAUACUCAGCUUAAGAAGAUUCACACCAAGGCGUCCGUUCUUAAGGAGUUGGACUCCCUAGGUGGUGAAUCUUAA
Trichoderma asperellum CBS 433.97 is the source of this 2052-nucleotide messenger RNA. RefSeq lists its product as uncharacterized. Gene Ontology annotation, biological process: translational initiation. Gene Ontology annotation, cellular component: cytosolic small ribosomal subunit. The record is from RefSeq and is a predicted model, not a curated record. Gene Ontology annotation, molecular function: translation initiation factor activity; protein binding; mRNA binding. Lineage: Eukaryota; Fungi; Ascomycota; Sordariomycetes; Hypocreales; Hypocreaceae.